Peromyscus californicus insignis is the source of this 877-nucleotide messenger RNA. It is a transcript of the gene CUNH19orf53, whose product is annotated as chromosome unknown C19orf53 homolog. NCBI's taxonomy places the organism in Eukaryota, Metazoa, Chordata, Mammalia, Rodentia, Cricetidae. The record is from RefSeq and is a predicted model, not a curated record. The transcript has 3 exons. Bases 24 to 311 code for a protein of 95 amino acids.
CCUCUUCCGGCUUGUGGUGAAACAUGGCGCAGGGACAGCGCAAGUUCCAGGCACAGAAACCUAAAAGCAAGGCGGCAGCUGCGGCGGAGCGGAGCCGAGGGCCGAGGAAAGGCGGUCGAGUCAUCGCUCCCAAGAAGGCGCGCGUCGUGCAGCAGCAAAAGCUGAAGAAGAGCCUGGAAGUGGGGAUCCGGAAGAAGAUUGAGCAUGACGUGGUGAUGAAGGCUAACUCCAGCCUGCCUAAGAAGCUCGCACUGCUCAAGGGGGCGUCAAAGAAGACAGGGGCCACUGCCCCCAGCAAGACACCAUCCUAAAGACCCUGGGACUUGGCAGGUGACCCCACAGGCUGGCCAGACUUGAAGAGGACCCUGCUCCAGUCAGUCCUGAUGACACCUGGGACAGCAAUUGGCAGGUGACCAUAAAGCCUGAAGCCAGCUCCCUGGGUACUAAAGAGGCAAUCGGCUUCCUGUGGGCUCAGGGCCUGUCUGUACUGGGGUGACACAUUGUGAUGAACCUGGCUCUGUUAUCCCUCCAGCCCUCAAGCAGUCUGAUGGGAAGCUGUUUAGGGGCUAGGUGAGCCUCACUGGUCUCCAUAAGAAACUUCUCCUAUCUACGCAGUGCCCUUGACAGCCACAGACCCGAGAAAUGGCAGUGACAUCUGUACCUGAAGCUGGCAGCUGGGGAUAGUUUCUUCCCUGGGUCCUGGGUUGCCCCAGCCCCCCCAGGUCACCCCCUGCAGUCAUCUAGUGUUAGUUGUCUUAUACAUGAAGAAGGGUUCCAUAUCUUCAGUGAGGUACCACCUCACCCCGUCAGACUAGUGAUCCAGAGCCACUUGGGGACGCUCCAGUGUAACCCAAUAAAGCUGUGCUCACAGAGGCCA